GGCCAGCAACUGACUAUGUUGGCUGGGAGAUUCUGGCUGCUGAAGGGAAAAAUAAAACAGCAUUUCCAAGCUUUUCUGAAACAAGUUGGGAGACUGAGGAGGAAAUACAAUGGCUUCGCUAAGGAAACUUCUAUUUUGGAAGAAUACCACAUUAACUGGACUCAGAAACUGGGAGCUGGAAUCAGUGGUCCAGUAAGGGUCUGCAUGAAAAAAUCGUCUCAAGAACGGUUUGCACUGAAAAUCCUUCUUGAUCGCCCCAAAGCUAGAAAUGAGGUCCGGCUUCACAUGAUGUGUGCCAUGCAUCCCAAUAUUGUUCAGAUUGUUGAAGUCUAUGCUAACAGUGUGCAGUUCCCUCAUGAAUCCAGUCCAAGGGCUCGGCUCCUAAUUGUAAUGGAGAUGAUGGAAGGGGGCGAACUGUUUCACAGAAUCAGCCAACACCGGCACUUUACUGAGAAGCAAGCAAGCCAAGUAACAAAGCAGAUAGCUUUGGCCUUGCAACACUGUCAUUCUUUGAACAUUGCACAUCGAGAUCUCAAGCCUGAGAACCUUCUUUUCAAGGAUAAUUCUUUGGAUGCUCCAGUGAAACUCUGUGACUUCGGAUUUGCCAAGGUGGACCAGGGAGACCUGAUGACGCCACAGUUCACUCCUUAUUACGUGGCACCUCAGGUAUUAGAGGCCCAAAGAAGGCAUCAGAAAGAGAAGUCUGGAAUCAUCCCUACCUCACCAACACCCUACACAUAUAAUAAGAGCUGUGACCUAUGGUCCUUGGGAGUCAUUAUAUAUGUGAUGCUGUGUGGCUACCCACCUUUUUACUCAAAGCACCAUAGUCGGACAAUUCCCAAGGACAUGCGGAAAAAGAUCAUGACUGGGAGCUUUGAAUUUCCAGAAGAAGAAUGGAGCCAGAUCUCUGAAAUGGCAAAAGACAUUGUUCGCAAGCUACUGAAGGUCAAGCCAGAGGAGAGACUGACAAUUGAAGGUGUUCUGGACCACCCUUGGCUGAACUCCACAGAAGCUCUCGAUAACAUCUUGCCCUCUGCGCAGUUAAUGAUGGACAAGGCAAUGGUUGCUGGGAUCCAACAGGCACAUGCAGAGCAGCUGGCCAACAUGAGGAUCCAGGACCUCAAAGUCAGCCUGAAGCCCCUCCAUUCAGUUAACAACCCAAUCCUACGCAAGAGGAAAUUGCUGGGAACGAAGCCAAAGGACAGUGUGUUCAUCCACGAUCCUGAGAACAGCAGCGGGGACUCAAAUGUGGCUCUCGAAAAGCUCCGCGACGUGAUCGCCCAGUGCAUCCUGCCACAGGCUGGUAAAGGUGAGAACGAAGAUGAGAAACUGAAUGAAGUGGUGCAGGAAGCAUGGAAGUAUAACAGGGAGUGUAAAUUAUUACGAGAUAACCUCCAGACCUUUAGCUGGAAUGGCAGAGGAUUCACGGACAAAGUAGACCGGCUAAAAUUGGCAGAGAUAGUGAAACAAGUCAUUGAAGAACAGACAAACUCACAUGACUCUCAAUAGCUGGAGGUGGUUAUUCUUAACAGUAAAAAUACCCCAGUUAUUUUUAACCAGUUGAGAAUUUUCCUUUAAAAUGUAAAAAAAGAAGUAUUUUUUAUGUAAAUUAAUAAAUCAUGAUUAUUUCAUUAAAUUUCCACACAGCUUGAAAAAUGCUGUAUAGAUGUAGAUAACAAGAAUCACUGGUACUGUAAUAUUUUUUAAAAACUCAGUUCCUCAAUAUGUGAAUAUAUAUAUAUAUAUAUUCAUAUAUAUAUAUAUAUGAAUAUAUUUAUGCAUAUAUAUAUUCAUAUGUGUGUGUAUAUAUAUAUGAACAUAUAUAAAUAUAAAUGAAUAUAUAUAUAGAUAUAUAUAAAUGAUUUUUAUGUAUCGUUUAAUUCAUGAUUCUGUUAAACUGGGCAAAUUAAUAUUGUGCUCUCUUCCAUAACCAGAUACUGUAGUCCCCUUCCAGCUGCCUGUAUUGAAUGGCAACAGCCUAUAUCAGUUAAUGAUGUUCUACUUCUAUUCUUUGCAUACAGCUCAAUCAGUUACUUGAAGUAAGAACUGAGGGGUGUGAACCGCACGGUUCUCCUUCAUAACCUUCUUCCAAGGCAGCCCAUUUAGCAGUGACAUAGUGGGCUCUACAUCCUGUAUGUCUCAGGUCUUUCAGCCUUCCAUUGCAAGCCAUUUCUCCUUCUUUCCACUAUGAGGAUAGAAAACUCUCCUCUAGUCUGGACAUCAUCAUCCCCCCCCCCCCCGGCCGCGCUUUUGUGUUUGUUUCUUUUACAGUUUCUGUUCACAAAGAUUUGUACAUAGCUCUAGUUUUCUAUCUUGCAACAGUUUUGCUUUUCAAGACUGGGCUGAGGGCAGUUUUUAUACAGUUCGUUUGGUAGUAUCACUCCUGUAUAGCCACUGAAAUGGCCGUUUUGAGGCUGACCUGGGGUUUGUGGACUCCCUCCUCCCACCUGGGCUCACUACUCAUGGAGUGGUUUACACAUGGCUUCCUAAGCUGUCUUAUCUCAUGUAAUCUCUGUGAUCCAUUAUCUUUGGUUCUUCCUAGCCCAUGGGUCACUCUCCGUCUUUCAUCAGUCUUUCUUGGAAGCUAGAACCCUAACCUUUGCCUGUCUGGAGAAUGUGGCAACGUUGUCUCUUGCUUGGUCCUUUCCAGUUGUACUGACUUCUGGUCGUGAGUACUGGUAGCAUUGCCUCAUUGCUUUUAACCUUUAAAAGCAGCCUUAACCAGUCUGGGGUUCUUUGGACAGGUAGUAAAACAACUCUCACCAUCUCCAGCCAGUGUAGUUCCAUCCAUCCAGAGGGUCCCAGGCUGGCAAAGGCUGCUUUGAAACUAUUAGUUUGGCAUUUUGUCACUGAUGAGAAAGUGCAGAAUGCUGUACUUGGCAGUCCAGGAUAAGCCAGUGAGCUGACAGGACUUAGUACAUAAGAGGCCAUCUGCUGCUUAUUUGAGGCUUAAGACUGGGCCAUGUCUAGCCUGCACUGUGUAAGCGCUAAAGAAAACCUGCCAAGAAAUGUGCAAGAAAACCUUCCCUUUGGACAUGCCCACAAGAAUAAAUGUCUAAAGAAGAGCAGUUCUUCCUCACCACAGGAAAUAUGAAAACUUCAGUUACCAAAAUCAGUGCGUUCCUGGACAAGACUUCUUAAGAGAAAAUGAGGUUACCAAAGCCAAAAAUAACAUAGGGACAAUUGGAAGAAGGCCUUACACCACCAAAAGGAAAAGCAAUUUAACAAAUAUGUUUCAGCAAACCUUUUAUUCAAAACUAACAAGAGGCCUGUGUGUAGUGAAACAACUAAGUCAGGUGAAGCUUUGCAUAAGUAGACAAAAAGAGACCAUUUGAAGGCUUCUUCCAAAAUGUAUCCAGGACUGACUUUUCUUUUCCUCAGUGGGGCAGAUGUGGUAGUGGCAUUUUGCUGAUCAGCUUAUCUUGGCAUGAGAAAGAGCUGGCAUCUGAGUUUAGCACUGCCCUUUUAGCAGAGGUAAAGGGAGGCAACGCAGCGGUGCGGGAAAUGCAGCCUUGACGCUAUCACUAAGUAGCACACCUCUCUCUACUUGGAACUGGAAGUGCACCUGACCCCUUAAGCUCCCAGCUUGCGUUGCUUUGUCUGCUCCCUUAUCAAGGCAGCAUCCAGGCCAGUUUCAUCACUAGUCGUAGAUUAGGCAAAGGUUGGUCAGAUGGUAGGAGAUGGAAAGUCAGGUGCUUCCUUUUGAAGGAGGUGAAACGGCUGGCUUCUUUUGCCCAGUUCUUGGCAUGGCUUUGCAUACGCUUCCCUGACCUUAUAGGACAAGCAAAUACUGGAUAAGAGCCUUGGCACGGAGAAGUCCAAGGCGAGUGGAAACCCUUCCUCUUGAAAAUGCCAGUAGGUCCACUCAGUGCCACUUUGUCUUUGACAGUUAAGUCAAGUGUGAAGCAUUGGCAUGGGAGAUGUGCUCGCCGGCUUUGCCGUCUCUCAGCAUAAACGGAGGUGAGAGGAGCUGUGCGGGCAGGAGAGGGGAAUUCCCCAGAUCAGCAGCUACUUUUGAAGGCAAGGCAGAGGGGAUAAUGCCCCACAGACUCACUUAGGGAUAGCCGUUCCACUGAGUGCCCCCUCCUUGUGAAGGCCAUCAUAUGUCUUGCCUGCCAACCUUUGGUCCCCCCCCCCCCCCGGGCUGGCAGACAAUACAAUGGGAGGCCAAUACAGCUGGAGGCAGCAGAUUCCAAGGAGCUGCUGUAGAGGAAGAUUCUCCCUUGGGAGGAGAUGAUCUUUUAUGAAUGUACCCAAUGGGUAUCACCUUCUCCCAUCACUGGUUGUCCCAAAAAUGCAUGUUGAGCUUUGAGUUCCAAAGCAACAUUUUCUCUGUGUGUUUUUCUGUUACCAAUUUUGCCACAGCACACCUUUGGAGUAAGAGUUUACUGCCUUUGAGGUGAAAAAUGGGCUUGGCUUGGGCUUUCUUCCACAAAUGCAGGAACCUGUCCAGGGAGAGAAGAAUUUCUUCUGAAAGUGUCGAGGGCAGUGCACUGAUCUAUUUUGGGGGUCCUGUGUUCAACUGUUAUAGCCAAUCUUGCCACCUGUAAUGUGUGUGUUCUCAUUUUCCCAGUGCGCUCUUCUGCUGUUAUCAUGGUUUUGUUUUGCUCCCCCCCCCCCCUUUUUAAUCAGUAUUAUAUAAAUGUAAAUAUUAUGCACUGGUGUACAUAAAUUUUACUAAAAUUUA
Messenger RNA from Sceloporus undulatus (fence lizard), 4687 nucleotides. It is a transcript of the gene MAPKAPK5, whose product is annotated as MAPK activated protein kinase 5. Gene Ontology annotation, biological process: peptidyl-serine phosphorylation; Ras protein signal transduction; negative regulation of TOR signaling. The record is from RefSeq and is a predicted model, not a curated record. The coding region runs from base 16 to 1509 and encodes 497 amino acids. Gene Ontology annotation, molecular function: calmodulin binding; ATP binding; calcium-dependent protein serine/threonine kinase activity. The transcript is spliced from 14 exons. Gene Ontology annotation, cellular component: cytoplasm; nucleus. NCBI's taxonomy places the organism in Eukaryota, Metazoa, Chordata, Lepidosauria, Squamata, Phrynosomatidae.